CCAUGUCUGCACAGCUCUUAUCCUCAGGAGAGAACGGAAGUCCUGACUCAAGACUUAGUUUUAGGUCCAAGCAGAGAAAGAUAUUAAACCGACUCCUGGAGCGAGACUCUUCAUUCACUAAUACCGAUCUCCCUAGAACUCCAGUGAGCAAAGACGCUGAUGAUUCUGCAGACCUAAGCAUUUUGUCUGGAGAAACCCCAAAAUGUCGCCUUAAUCUUUCUAAUUUUAGUGUUGGGGAGAUGUCUGCCACUCAAUUUAGUGCUUCCACAGAUAUUGAUGAAACUGGUCUCCUGGAUUCUUCAGGACCUCAGGAAAUACUGUUAGCUAAGAUGACUCAUCCCCAGUACCAUAUAAAAUGCAACCCAGCACAGCUACUUUGUAGUACUCCCAAUGCUUCGCUCCAAGGUCACAGAAAGAAAGAUGCAAUAUGCAACUCAUCCACAAAGGAAGAAAAGGAAAACAAUUUGAAGCCCUUGGACUGGUGGGCAUCGGGAAAACAGAAAUUUCAAAAGAAACUAGGAGGCCCUUUUAUGUCUCCUCUUUCUGUAAGGAACAACAAAAACUUGGUGGAGUGUGAAAUGAAAUAUCUGGGCAGUCCCAUAACAGUUCCAGAAUUGCAUAAAAAUCCAGAACCCAGAGAAGACCUAGCAGAAGAGAUUUCAGGUGAAUUGAUGGAGUUUUCCCUAGAAGAUCAAGAUGUGGCCAAGGCAUCUUUGAACAGAAGCUCUCUCUAUCGCUCCCCUUCAUUGCCGGGGAAUUUGAAUGAGCCCAGGUGGAAGCAGGUGGUAAAAUUCAAGAACAACGUAUCACCAAAUAAAGUGAAAAAAAAGCAUUGUUCUAGCCACAAAGAAUUCAGAGUGAAUAUGGGUCUAAAGAAGACCAUCUCUCUCUGUGAUAUUAAUAUCAGUCAAAUGCUCGAAGAUGAUUUUAACCAGGGGUAUCUGAUUGGUGAUUUCUCCAAGGUAUGUGUGCUGCCAACUGUAUCAGGGAGACACCCAGAUCUGAAGUACAUCAACCCAGAAACAGUGGCUGCCUUAUUGACAGGGAAGUUUCAGGAUCUGAUUGAGAAGUUUUAUAUCAUUGACUGCCGCUUUCCAUACGAGUACCUGGGAGGACAUAUCCAGGGAGCCUUAAAUUUGUACAGUCAAGAAGAACUAUACAACUUCUUUUUAAAGAAGCCUAUUGUUCCUUUAGACACCCAGAAAAGAAUCAUCAUCGUGUUCCACUGUGAAUUCUCUUCCGAGAGGGGUCCUCGAAUGUGCCGCUUUCUGAGGGCGGAGGACAGGGCUCUGAACUGCUAUCCUGCCUUGCACUACCCAGAGCUGUACAUCCUCCGAGGAGGCUACCGAGAUUUCUUUCCAGAAUAUAUGGAGCUGUGUGAACCCCAGAGCUACUGCCCGAUGCAUCACCAGGACCAUAAAGCCGAGAUGCUGCGGUGUCAAAGCCAGACCCGCGCCCAGGAAGGCGAGCGGCAGCUGCAGGAGCAUAUCGCCUUACUGGGGAAGAGCGGGAGCUCGUGA
Sorex fumeus (smoky shrew) is the source of this 1520-nucleotide messenger RNA. It is a transcript of the gene CDC25C, whose product is annotated as cell division cycle 25C. Lineage: Eukaryota; Metazoa; Chordata; Mammalia; Eulipotyphla; Soricidae. The record is from RefSeq and is a predicted model, not a curated record. The transcript is spliced from 14 exons. Gene Ontology annotation, cellular component: cytoplasm; nucleus. Gene Ontology annotation, biological process: positive regulation of G2/M transition of mitotic cell cycle; G2/M transition of mitotic cell cycle; positive regulation of G2/MI transition of meiotic cell cycle. Bases 3 to 1520 code for a protein of 505 amino acids. Gene Ontology annotation, molecular function: protein tyrosine phosphatase activity.